AUGUUCUUCACUUUCUUUGACACUAAACAGCUGAUUUAUAAGUAAUGAAUGAGUAGUGGUGGGGGGAUACUUCGAUAUAUCGGAAAAUCGAGAAUAAUCGAGAUUGUGAACUGUCAAAAAAGGCAAAAAAUAAAUAAAUUACAAAGAAGAAAUAAAAAUUGUGCGGUGGUUUAUUGUGUGAUUAUACGCAAAAAUAAAGGUGAAUGAGUAAAUAAUCUUCCUCUACUAUUCAAUAAAAUAAUUGGAUCGAUUAGAGAGUCACAAAGCCUUUACAAAUUGACGUCUGCUGUGAUUUUGAGGUUAUGCAAAGUGCCAAAAAUUAUACUCAUAUCUCACACGUCAGCAUAAGAUAAAAUUGAGAAAAUAUCGUCAAAUGCACUAUUUUUGCAAAGUUCAAAAUGUUGAACUUUUGUUGUAUAAUGUCAACUUUAUUAAUGUCAGCGAAAAUGCUGUGUUUAUUUGCUGUCUGUAAAUUUCUAUUCAUCCUUGUCUUUUUCCCGCUCGCCGUGAUAUACUGGAAGAUGCUUUUUGCCAAGAAAAAAGCCGAGAGGACACAACAAGGAACGGUUAUUGGAAUAUUUCACCCUUAUUGUAAUGCUGGAGGAGGUGGCGAACGAGUUUUAUGGGCUGCUGUCAAAGCUAUUCAAAAAAAAUAUCCUGAUGUUCACAUAGCAAUAUACACUGGAGAUUUGGACGUGGAUCCUGAACAAAUUCUAAAAAAGGUAGACAAGUCUUUCAAUAUGAAAUUGGAACCUGGAAUCGAGUUUGUCUAUUUACACAAAAGAAAAUGGGUGGAAGCUGAAACCUAUCCUUAUUUUACGCUGCUCGGUCAAAGUUUAGGAUCAAUGUGGCUCGGAUGGGAAGCACUGAGUGCUUUACAACCAGAUAUUUAUAUAGACACUAUGGGAUAUGCAUUUACAUAUCCUUUAUUCAAAUACAUUGGUGGUUGUAGUAUCGGAUGUUACACACAUUAUCCGACAAUUUCAACCGAUAUGUUGAAGCACGUUUACCGCAGAAUCAUUUCCCACAAUAACAGACGUGCUAUAGCCAGGAAUCCGUUUUUAUCUCUGGGGAAAAUGAUUUACUACAAAAUUUUUGCAUUCUUAUACGGAUGUGCUGGACGCGUAGCUGACAGCGUGAUGGUAAAUUCGUCUUGGACAGAAGGACACAUAAAUUCAAUUUGGAAAUGUCCUUUACGAACUCACAGAGUUUAUCCUCCCUGUGAUGUAGAGCAUUUGACUAAAUUGCCAUUGCUUAGCGAUGAUGAGAAAGAUGGCUCUAUUCGUAUUGUUUCGAUAGGACAGUUCAGACCAGAAAAGGAUCAUCCUCUUAUGUUAAAUGCCAUGUACGAAUUGAGAUCUAUAAUUGACGAAAAAACUUGGGAAAAAACCCGAUUGGUUUUAAUUGGUUCCUGCCGGAAUUCCGUGGACGAAACACACGUGAAGGACAUGCAGGAUGUUGCGAAACAUCUAUCUCUCGACAAAAAUGUGGAAUUCAAAUUGAAUAUCCCAUAUUCAGAAUUGGUUUCGGAAUUACAAAAGGGAAUGAUUGGUCUUCAUGCAAUGUGGAAUGAACAUUUUGGAAUUAGUGUCGUCGAAUGCAUGGCAGCUGGUCUUAUUAUGAUUGCUCAUGCUUCUGGUGGUCCAAGAGCAGAUAUUAUAGAAACUCAGUCCCCUAGUCAAACCGGAUUUCUAGCAGCAGAACCUGAAGAAUAUGCGAGGAUAAUAGCUGACAUUAUCGAUAUGGAACCAGAAGAAAGAGACUCUAUUAGACUUGCAGCAAGAGCUUCUGUCACACGAUUUUCGGGCGAAAACUUCGAGAUGGAUUUCCUACGAGCUAUGGAACCAUUUUUCAGACCACACCAAGAGUGAACGAUUUCAAUUAAAGUGAAAAUCUAUAAAGAGAGACUGAGUAGGUUUUUAAUUUUUGAAUCUUCUCCAUCUUUCAGAAAGAUUUAAAAACAAAUUGUCUGUUUGAAUGUUUAUUAGCUCAAGUGUAAGUAUUCUUUUUGUGUUCAACGAAAACGACGUGAGUUUAAUUGUCUUGUACAUAUGAUAUUCCGUAAAGAUAAGAAAGUUGUGAGACAGUUUUAAGCACGCUGUAUAAUGUAUAUAAGAUGAUAAAUGCUUUGAGAGUGAA
Messenger RNA from Belonocnema kinseyi, 2139 nucleotides. It is a transcript of the gene Alg11, whose product is annotated as GDP-Man:Man(3)GlcNAc(2)-PP-Dol alpha-1,2-mannosyltransferase. The record is from RefSeq and is a predicted model, not a curated record. Gene Ontology annotation, biological process: protein N-linked glycosylation. Lineage: Eukaryota; Metazoa; Arthropoda; Insecta; Hymenoptera; Cynipidae. Gene Ontology annotation, molecular function: GDP-Man:Man(3)GlcNAc(2)-PP-Dol alpha-1,2-mannosyltransferase activity. The transcript has 8 exons. Bases 399 to 1871 code for a protein of 490 amino acids. Gene Ontology annotation, cellular component: endoplasmic reticulum membrane.